AUGGCUGUGCUCAAUGGCAGCAAGCGACGCCACGUCAAGUGCGAUGAGGCUCGACCCUCGUGCCGACUCUGCGUCCUCUCGGAUCGUGUCUGCACCUACACCUCCCAGGACUCAGCCCUACGGGUGAAUCCCCCCUCCGAAACGCCCUCAACGGAUGGUUCCUGCAGCCCGGCACCCCAUUCAGAACCCAAUGAAAGGCCCGUACCUGGCACUGUUCGACCCAAUCUGGAGGGCCUCGCUGGUAACCCCAGCAAUGGCCACACGGAAUCUGACGAAGUCAACUUCGACCACAUGGAGCUCCUCAUCCACCUGACUGUCGAUGAAGACGUCUUCAGUCUCGCUGACCAUGUCGAGGACUACAAGCUGGCCAUGUCCAUCGGUCUCCCCCUCGCCCACGCCACGCCGUACCUCCUCUACCAGAUGCUUGCCUUCUCCGCGCGCCACCUCGCCCACCUCCACCCGCAUCGCUUCGCCAAGUACCACAACCUCGCCGUCGGCCUGCAGACCCGCGCCGUCUCGCUCUUCAACGCGUCCGGUACCGCGCCCACCCCGGAUAACUGCGUGCCUAUGCUCCUCUUCGCUACCAUCCUCGGCCACCACCUGUUCGCGGACAUGCUCUCGCAGAGGGAAGACGGCGGCUUCCAUGCCUUUAUCACCCGCUUCACGCAUUGCUUGGAGCUGCAAAAAGGCAUCCCCACCAUCUUCACCACCGCCAGACAUGUGCUGAUGACGUCGCCUCUGGAGCCGGUUCUGAAGGGGAGCAUGGAUCUCACAGCACGUGACCCGACAGGAGACGAUUGCGACGAACUGAUGAAACUCAUCUCCAGCUCCUCCCAGCUCACACCGUCCCAGAAAGAAUCUUGCCUCGCCUCCACGCGCUUCCUCCAAGUCGGCUUUGACUCCUCCGCUGAUGGCGACGAGUCCCCCCAACGCCAUCAAAUGUGCUUCACGUGGACGCUUGUGGUGUCGCCCGAGGUGACCGCCUUGAUGGCCACGUGCCAGCCGGAGGCUCUGGCCAUGUUGUUCUAUUACGCCUUGCUCUUGCACUCCAGUAGUAGUGUCUGGCAGAUUGGCGCAUCGGGCGAGUAUAUCAUGGACAAGGUCGCUACGUUCCUUGGCCCGAGCUGGGAGUACUGGCUCAGUGCUGCUCGUCGGAAAACGGCACAAUCGUCCCACGAUGCGGCGCCACCGAGUGUUGUUUGA
Molecule: messenger RNA, 1203 nt
Organism: Emericellopsis cladophorae
Lineage: Eukaryota; Fungi; Ascomycota; Sordariomycetes; Hypocreales; Bionectriaceae
Exons: 3
Coding region: 1-1203 (400 amino acids)
Biological process (GO): regulation of transcription by RNA polymerase II
Molecular function (GO): zinc ion binding; DNA-binding transcription activator activity, RNA polymerase II-specific
Source: RefSeq, a predicted model, not a curated record